GCAUGCGCACCAACCCCGCCAUUUGGCCCCCGCAGGCGAGAGCGUCUCCUACAAAAGCAGACUGCUAGAUCGUUCGAUUUCUCUGUUCUUGCAGCUGCCGGAGAGAUGAAGCAGAAGAGCGAGGGCAGCAAGCUGGGGCGGUGGCUGGGCGCACCGGUGCGGGCGCUGUCGCGUGCGUGCGACUCGUACGUGCGGAGGAUGUCGGCCUGCGCGGGGCGGAUGCCGACGCAUGCGGGCGUCGUCGGCGGCCGCGGCGGGUUCGCGCCGGGGCCCAUGCAGGCCGCGGCCACGUUUAGCUCCCGCUCGCGCUGCGGCGGGCCCGGCGGCGGCGGCGGCGACGAGGACGUGAACGAGCUCGUGCGCGCCAUGUCUCAGCGCCAGGCUCCACCAGGCAGCCGUGGCGAGGACGUGGCCGUCGUCGUCCCGGUAAGGAGCCGGAGCGUGGCGGUGGCCAGGAUCGACGAGGACGCGCCGUGCGAGUUCGGCGCCGACGACGACGUGCGCGUCGGCGGUCCCGCGCGGCCGGCCGUGCGCAGGGCACGCAGCGUCGCCGUGCGCAGCGCCGGCCUCGCCGCGCCCGCCGGAGGGUUCGGCGCCGCGAUGAGCGUCGUGCACGGCUGAUGGAUCGAUCGGUUCAUCCAUCCAUCGGCCCAGCAUGCACCCUACGGUAACAUCUUAGACUCGGAGAUGACCUGAGUAUGACCAGCCAGCAGCUUAAUCGAAGGUAGCCUGAGACAUGCGUAAUUAACUGAGGGCCUUGUGAGUCCACGGGAACCAGGACGAGGUAGUUGCCUGAACAUCUAGUCAGUGUGUGCAUAUGUGUGUGUGGAACAAAAUGUAAUCAAUGAAACUGUACUUUAU
Messenger RNA from Phragmites australis (common reed), 861 nucleotides. RefSeq lists its product as uncharacterized. The record is from RefSeq and is a predicted model, not a curated record. The coding region runs from base 106 to 621 and encodes 171 amino acids. The transcript has 2 exons. NCBI's taxonomy places the organism in Eukaryota, Viridiplantae, Streptophyta, Magnoliopsida, Poales, Poaceae.